UCAUUUUAUCUCAUUCUUUAAAAGCGCAGAGCUCUCGGAGACUUUAUCGAGAGUGGGAGAUUCAACAGUGAGAGAACGUCGGUGAAAGCUUCCCGUUCCGGCAAAUUCUUACCUUAGAGCUUAGAUUACGGUGCCAUGGUGGCUCGGACCUCGCCUAACUGGCUCCCCUCCGGCUGGACAGUCCAAUUUAAAGUCCAAAAAACUGGUCGCAAAAUUAGGAUUUACACAAAUUUGGAAACUGGACAGAAGUUAUUUUCCAAGGACGAUGUUAUCCACCGUAUAAAAGUUAAUAGCAGUCAAGGCAGAAAGCCUCUUCCAAAAAACAGGCACAUCAAAAUGCACUCUAGAAACAAUCCCAAGACACUUGCAGUAGAAACGAAUGAGAAUCCCGAAUGGUUACCAAAAGGUUGGAACAUGGAGGUGAAAGCCCGAAACAAUGGUAUGGGAGCAAAGUACAAGUGUUACAUUGAUCCAUUGACGGGAUGUAGAUUCUAUUCCAAGCCACAGGUGUUUCAAUAUCUUGAAAGUGUAAAGCGCAGUAGUCAGACAUUCAGAAAGAGGAAAAUAGAUAUUUUGGCACCCGCUGCGGUUAAAAGGCAGAAAUUAAAUCACCCAGAAACGGUUAAAAGGCAGAAAUUAAAUCACCCAGAAACCAGACGGAGGCUUUUUGCAGAUAGAGGAAGGUUUAUUAGGCGCGGCUCAGAAUUAGCAGAAGCCAAGAGCUCAAAGAGAGGUCGAGGAAAUAACGCAUCUGAUGAACAGAGAGAUGCUUUUGCCCCCACAGAUGAGAUUGUCCAGAAGGAUACCAUUAAGGAUUCUGCUGAAACUAAGGAAAAUUGUGGUCCAAGAAGGUCAACAUUGCCAAAAGCUGACAGCUCCAAGGGAAAAAGUCAAACAAAAAGUCUCCCUCCUAAUAAUGUGCCUGUUUCAACACCUGCAGUUGAUAUCCUGCAAGAGAAUGAUGACCUUGAGACUGACCUUGAGACUGUGAAGGAAAAUGGCAGCACUAGGAAAAAUAAGAUUACCUCAAGCAAGUCCAAAAAGAAAAAAGAGUUUAACUUGCCUUGCCGUUCUUCAAAAAGACUUGCUGGUUUUGAACCUGAGCAGGUUGUGAACUCAGUUUCAAGUCAACAACCUUUUCAAGUUUUAAGAAGGAGGUUAAGUGAAAGUGGAGCAGGUCAAGAUUCAGGUUUGGCUUCAUGUGGUUUGCCAAAUGGAGCAUCUCAGCAGCUUGAGCAUGGGCAACAAAUGGUGAAUGCACAGCAUGGUUCUACAGAUCCGAGCCAUGCAUUACAUGGAGAGCCAUCAGACGAGAGCAAAAAGCAUCUUCAAAACAAAGCUGCUUCCGAAGGGCCACUAGAGAUGCUGGAAACUGACAAAAUGGAUGAUGAGGUACUAGAACAAGAGCACUGCUGUCCAUUUGGGAAUUCUUGGUCAGACCCAUGCCUAGAGUUCGCUAUCAGGACUCUUACAGGUGCAUUACCACUUGAGGACACUACUAAUUAUGGGGCUGUAUUGGCUCCUGCUGCCAAUAUCCAGCUUAAAGAGAACUCGCUUGAGGGUUGGAUAAAAAAGAGUAGCACUAGAAAAACUCAGGAUAGCUUGAAGAAAUCCAAGAACGAAACAGAUCUUAAUUUGCCUCGUAGGUCUUCAAAGCGGCUUGCUGGGCUUGAACCUGAGAUGGUGGCCAACUCCCAAUUCAGCGAACGGGCUAUUCAAAAUGCAAGGAGUAAGUCUAGUGAAAGUGAAACUACUUUACCUGUGGUUUUGGCAGAUGGAGCAUCUCGACAACUUGAGGACGGCCUAGACAUGGAGCUUGCGCAUCAUGUUUCUAACAACAUAAACACCCCAAUCUUUAUUGGGGAGUCAUCAAACAAGAGCGAAAAGCCGCUUGAAGUUCAAGUUGGUCCCAAAGAGCAACUGCCUCUUGGAGUCCAAAGUGUUCACAAAGAGCAACCGCAUUUUCCUGAAACUGAAAUAAUAAUGCCAGAACCACAGCUUGCCUUUCCUUUCGGGGAUUCUUGGCCAGACCCAUGCCUAGAAUUUGCAUUCAAGACACUUACAGGUUUAAUACCAGUGGAAGAUAAUUUGGCAGUUCAAGAAAGCUUCCAGGAAGAACUUGACAUCUCUCACACACACAGGGAUAGUAGUUUGGCAUUGCCAGAUUUUGGCUUACCCAGCUUUUUCCAAAAUGAUAUUUCAUCCCAUUUUGAUUUACCAGAAAAGUCUAUGGCAGGACAUCAACCGUCCCGAAGUUCUUCAUUCCUGGCCCCAGGAAAUGUGAGUUUGCCGAGUUGUGGAGGAAUCAGUUCUCGACAACCUUGCUCGGAGGGUGAUAAGGAUCUUCAUGGAAAGGUUAACUCUUAGGAUAAAGGCCAGCUAGUUGUCUGGGAUAAUCAGUAGUAAUCUACUGUUUAAAUCCCUAGCAUGACGCUUUUGCUAUUUAUCUCUUGUAAUAUUUGUAAUCAGAGCUUGAUGCUUUGUAUCUUCCGGUUAGAAGAUCUAGUGGGCGGAGAGAGAAAGAGAGAGAUUUCAGUCA
Messenger RNA from Juglans regia (Persian walnut), 2539 nucleotides. RefSeq lists its product as uncharacterized. The coding region runs from base 136 to 2367 and encodes 743 amino acids. Gene Ontology annotation, molecular function: DNA binding. NCBI's taxonomy places the organism in Eukaryota, Viridiplantae, Streptophyta, Magnoliopsida, Fagales, Juglandaceae. The record is from RefSeq and is a predicted model, not a curated record. The transcript has 6 exons.